Messenger RNA from Xenopus laevis (African clawed frog), 3310 nucleotides. It is a transcript of the gene asic2.S, whose product is annotated as acid-sensing ion channel 2. The record is from RefSeq and is a predicted model, not a curated record. Gene Ontology annotation, molecular function: ligand-gated sodium channel activity; sodium channel activity. Gene Ontology annotation, biological process: sodium ion transport; sodium ion transmembrane transport. The transcript has 10 exons. Lineage: Eukaryota; Metazoa; Chordata; Amphibia; Anura; Pipidae. The coding region runs from base 1364 to 2989 and encodes 541 amino acids. Gene Ontology annotation, cellular component: plasma membrane; membrane.
UGCACAAGUAGAGAUGCCUGUGUGCAGCAGAGACACGGAGAGGCACACGGGGUGCUCCUGCUCCCACUGAUUAGAACUUAAAACUGACCCAUCACAGAGGAACCUUUUCCAGAGGCAGAAGCUACAUCUGUGUGUUUGUGUAAAAAAACCACCAUGUCAUCUGUGCAGCAUUUGCCAUAAAGUGCCCCCCCCCCCCCAAGGAACUGUCUGUUGGGACUACAGACUUCUGACUUGGAAGGUUGGAAUGUUUCAGAUGUGAAGACCUGAUGCUUCAGGAGCCCUGCUGAACUCAACUGCCAUCUUUGCACUCUGCUGCCCAGGCUUUGGAAGUUCAUUCUACUCUUGGACCUGCGGCUGAUCCAUACUGAGGAGCACAACGGGAAAGGUAAAACACAGCAAGGGGAUCCUUGUAGUGGAUGAAUCCCUAUAACAGGCUUGUCUGUGCCAGGCAUACAAAGCUGCGUGUGUAGUUGGCACUCCCAAACUAUGACUAAAUGACAUUUUUACUUCCCCUUUCCAGAUUGGACAACUGAAAUGGAAUGUAAAUCAGAUAAAGGAUCUUGUGAUGUGAAGAGCAUUGUUGUGUUACCAUGGGAAGAUGCCUCCACAGGGUCUCUAAUAUGCCAUUAAACCUUCAAAAGAAAAACAGAGAAGCAGCUCCAGCUCAUCAGAUAUCUUCCAAUCCCUUAAUCGUCUUCAUGUUCUUCAUAACGCCUAAUGAAAUGCCUGCAUAGAGGAUCAAGAAAGGCAACUGCAGCACGGGACGGUGGCACGCAGAGACGGCCAGAGCCAGAGUUAUCGACAGAAGGAUUUAUUCUUGUUCCAAGCCGUGAGCAGUUGGCAGGGAAUGAAAGGGGACAUUUGUCUGCACAGCUGACGAGCACCUUCACUUGUUCCCCAGUUCCUUCCACGGCACUGUUGCUUUAUGGAGAAGGAGAUCUGGGUUCCUUGAGCUGAAGAGUGUGGGAGAUGAGUUGCUUAUGCCUUGUAAUUAUGCAGGGGUAUUAAAAAUCUAAAGAGCGAUCGUUUAUAAAAAAGAUUAUCAGGAGGUAUCUCCGACACCAUGCCUGGGGGAAGAUGGACCUCAGCUUUGAAUCUUGAUAAUAUGAGCAAGUCAAGCAAGUGGGGUGAUCCUUAAUGCACGGUUCAAUGAGAACAUUCAUUUUGCAAGGGUGACUAAUUUGUCAUGUGGCAUUUGUGCCUGUUGUAGCAGCCUAUCUUUUUAUUUUUGUGUUUCAUGCUGUUUCAACCUGCAUUCUGGGCACUGUACCGACUGAAUGAAUGAGGGGGUGGUGGUGCCAAGCUGUGCUGCUGAUGCCCACAGCGAGAUGCCCCCCUGUUGGUGAGUGUCUGGGGGAGUGUCAUGACUCGGGAAGAAAGGAUCCGGGCUCCAGCUGGCAGCUGCCCCUCAAGAGUGACCAGAACGGAUGCCCAAGUUGUGCCACAAAAAUGCCACACCAGGACACAGCAUCGCCAUGCCUUAUCUCUGCUCUCCCUGCAACACAUAAAGUUGCAUGGCCUAAAAUAUAUCUGCUCGCCCAAACUGGCAUUGCGGCAUCGUACUUUUUGGUUUUUGGCCUUUUUUACUUCUUUGGGCUUCUUUCUGUCUUGGUCAUCCAACAGACUCUUGUAUUGGCUGUCCUUCCCCUCACACACCAGGGUCCAGUUGGAGUGGAGCAAAGAGCUGGCUUUCCCGGCAGUGACAUUUUGCAACAACAACCCUGUUCGGUUUCACCGGCUCGGCAAAAGCGACCUUUAUUUUGCAGGCUACUGGCUGGGCUUGCUGUUUGCCAACCGCACAGCACGGCCCAUGUUGGCAGAGCUACUGCCAGAGGACAGGCGGAAGUGGUUUCAAAAACUGGCAGACUUUCGACUUUUUCUGCCCCCUCGAAACUUUGACGGGAUCAGUGUAGGAUUCAUGGACAGGUUGGGCCACCAGCUGGAAGACAUGUUGCUUUCCUGCAAAUAUCGCGGUGAGGCCUGUGGACCACACAACUUCUCCACUGUGUUCACAAGAUACGGAAAAUGUUACACUUUCAAUUCUGGGCAAGAUGGCCGACCUGUGCUCACCACUGUGAAGGGAGGGGCUGGUAAUGGGCUGGAAAUGAUGUUGGACAUCCAGCAGGAUGAAUACCUUCCCAUCUGGGGGGACACAGAGGAAACCACAUUUGAAGCAGGAGUCAAAGUGCAAAUUCACAGCCAGUCGGAACCACCUUUCAUUCAGGAGUUGGGGUUUGGAGUGGCCCCCGGGUUCCAGACCUUCGUGGCAACUCAGGAGCAGAGAAUCACUUAUCUCCCGUCUCCAUGGGGCGCCUGCCGAUUUUCUGAGCUGGGCUCUGACUUUUUCCCAGUCUACAGUAUUUCGGCCUGUCGGAUCGACUGUGAGACCAGAUACAUUGUGGAAAACUGUGGCUGCAAGAUGGUGCAUAUGCCAGGUGAUGCUCCAUUCUGCACCCCGGAGCAGUACAAGGAGUGCGCUGAACCUGCUCUGGAUCUCCUGGCUGAGAGGGAUGGAGGAACCUGCGUCUGUACAAUGCCCUGCAAUGUCACCAGAUACAACAAAGAGCUUUCCAUGGUGAAAAUCCCCAGCAAGACCUCGGCUAAGUACCUGGAAAAAAAAUUCAACAAGUCGGAGAAAUAUAUUCUGGAGAAUAUUCUCGUGCUGGACGUGUUUUUUGAAGCUUUGAACUAUGAAACGAUAGAGCAGAGGAAAGCCUACGAGGUGGCCGGAUUACUAGGUGACAUUGGGGGUCAGAUGGGACUUUUCAUAGGAGCCAGUAUCUUGACUAUCCUGGAGCUCUUUGAUUAUAUAUAUGAGCUGAUUAAAGAGAAGCUGUUGGAUCUCCUGGGCAGGGAGAACGAGGAAGGAGGACACAACGAGGACCUGAGCACCUGUGAGCCCAUGGCCAACCAUUCAGAAACCAUUAGCCACACUGUGAGCGUGCCGCUGCAGGCCACCCUGGGGACGUUAGAGGAGAUCGCCUGCUGAUGCACCAAGGACACUGCCUUUUUAUUGUGUGCCAAAAAAACAAACAUGGCGGUCAGAGUGGGACUUUCCCCCCACGUACCCGGCCCGAGAGAGACCAUUGUGGAGACCACGAAGGAGAAGGACCUUUAUACUGCCAACUGUACACAGCUCUGCAUGCCCGCAGUAUAUAUGGCACGAAACGUGUGAGGAUACCCCUGGGCGCAGCAUCAUCCUAAUCCAUCCAGCUCUGUGUGUGUUUGGCGGGUUCAAUGAAGUGUUUUGUUUUUUUUUUUAAUGAAAAAAAAUGAAUAAAAAUGCGGACAAGUACAAAAAAAAAAAAAA